AUGGAGCACCUGGGUCCGCACCAUCUCCACCCCGGCCACGCGGAGCCCAUCAGCUUCGGCAUCGACCAGAUCCUCAACAGCCCCGACCAGGGGGGCUGCCUGGGGCCCGCCUCGCGCCUGCAGGACGGAGAAUACGGCCUGGGCUGUUUGGUCGGAGGCGCCUACGCUUACGGCGGCGGCGGGGGCCCCGCGGCCGGGGCGGGGGCCGGGGCUGCGGGGGCCUAUGGCCCGGGCGGCCCGAGCGGCCCGGGCGGCCCGGCGGGCGGCGGCGGAGCCUGCAGCAUGGGCCCGCUGGCCGGCUCCUACAACGUGAACAUGGCCUUGGCGGGCGGCCCCGGGCCGGGCGGCGGCGGGGGCGGCGGCGGCGCGGGCGGGGGGGCGCUGAGCGCCGCGGGGGUGAUCCGGGUGCCCGCGCACAGGCCGCUAGCCGGAGCGGUGGCCCACCCCCAGCCUCUCGCCACCGGCUUGCCCACCGUGCCCUCGGUGCCCGCCGUGCCGGGCGUCAACAACCUCAGCGGCCUCACCUUCCCCUGGAUGGAGAGUAACCGCAGAUACACAAAGGACAGGUUCACAGGUCACCCCUAUCAGAACCGGACGCCCCCCAAGAAGAAGAAGCCGCGCACGUCCUUCACGCGCCUGCAGAUCUGCGAGCUGGAGAAGCGCUUCCACCGCCAGAAGUACCUGGCCUCGGCGGAGCGCGCCGCCCUGGCCAAGGCGCUCAAAAUGACCGACGCGCAGGUGAAAACCUGGUUCCAGAACCGGCGGACGAAGUGGAGGCGGCAGACCGCGGAGGAGCGAGAGGCCGAGAGGCAGCAGGCGAACCGAAUCCUCCUGCAGCUCCAGCAAGAGGCCUUCCAGAAGAGCCUGGCCCAGCCGCUGCCCGCCGACCCGCUGUGUGUGCACAACUCCUCGCUCUUCGCCCUGCAGAACCUGCAGCCGUGGUCCGACGACUCCACCAAGAUCACCAGCGUCACGUCCGUGGCGUCUGCCUGCGAGUGAGCCUGGCCACUUGGCCGCCCGUGAGACCCCGGGUCCAGACCAGGGGUUGCUGAGACCCGAGAGGCAGGACUGUCCCCGCCCCUCCCGCCUCGGACUUUCUGGGAAGGGCACGGCGUGCCUGGCGGGCUCCCACGCUGUUCUUUCUUCGGUGGAAAAGAAGAAAAGGGGCGUCCGGGACAGGGACCUGGGACCUUCCUCCCCAGCGCCCGCCAGAACUGUUCAGAGUCCUCUCAGUUUGCGUCUAUUUUAUUUUAUUCUGUUUUUUUUUUAACAUGGGGUUGAGAGAGGGGGGAAUGGGGGAAGAAGAAGCUUCUGACCCCUGCCCCCACCCAGGGACCACAAGG
Molecule: messenger RNA, 1343 nt
Organism: Sorex araneus (European shrew)
Lineage: Eukaryota; Metazoa; Chordata; Mammalia; Eulipotyphla; Soricidae
Gene: TLX1
Product: T cell leukemia homeobox 1
Exons: 3
Coding region: 1-999 (332 amino acids)
Biological process (GO): regulation of transcription by RNA polymerase II; animal organ development
Cellular component (GO): nucleus
Molecular function (GO): DNA-binding transcription factor activity, RNA polymerase II-specific; RNA polymerase II cis-regulatory region sequence-specific DNA binding
Source: RefSeq, a predicted model, not a curated record